UGACACAGCUGCCUUACAGAACCAGCGGCAAUUUCAAGAAACCUGUGGAGUACUCUUUUACAGCUGACUCUACAAGAAGAGCUUUCUCAUCCCACUUCAAUAUCACAGAAUUACAGGAGCCAAAAUGCAAUUGACCAUCCAGUCCUUCCUCUCUUGCUGUCUGCUGGUGACAGUAGCACACUGUGUGGAACUUGAAGUGAAUCCAGAGUGGAAAAAAAGGCUAAGCAUAUGGCUAGGGAGCAGAUUGAGACGGGAUCUUGACAGUGCAUCAGUAGGGAAGAACGCAGAGUCUGAGUACUUUGUCAGACCAGAAGACAUCAGGGAUACUUUGCUGCCACAUUCAAGCACUGACAUCAAUGUCCGAACCAAGAGGUCUAAAAACUCAGCCAACCAGUCAAGAAGACCAGGUUGUCGACUGGGCACCUGCUCAGUGCACGACCUUGCGCACCGCCUGCACGAGCUCAAUAAGAAGAACGAAAUUGCCCCUGUUCACAAGAUCAGUCCGCAGGGAUACGGCCGGAGGCGUCGGUCACUUCCAGCGCACAGAGUCACGCUGAGGCUAGAGCAGGGCAGGCUGAGGCCCGAUUGGAGCAUUAAUGACUCACAAGUUCACAAGCUCGAGGCUUUCCUCAGACAGACAUGAGCGGGACUUCGCAAGAGAAGUUGGGAACAAAAACAUGGGAGUCAGCGUCCUCUUUAUGUUCAAAAAUUCUCGAAAUGCCUCUGACGUCUGCCAAGUAUUUCCCAGCACAUUUUUUCAAGGCAUGAGAACUGAGUCAGAGCAAGACUGACUGCACUGAGUUUCUCCAAAGGCUGAGCCUUGCAGCUCAGCAAUGCAGUGCGUGCAAACAACUAGCAGCUGGCGUAGACACUGGAUGGCACAGCAGGGUGAGAACUACGCGUGCUGCACUGCUCGGCAAGGGGAAAUAAAGAGUGCUAAUACCUGGAAAAGUGAACACAUCCUCUAGCUUGAAGAGGGAACUCUGUUCUAACAUUC
Molecule: messenger RNA, 997 nt
Organism: Etheostoma cragini (Arkansas darter)
Lineage: Eukaryota; Metazoa; Chordata; Actinopteri; Perciformes; Percidae
Gene: adma
Product: adrenomedullin a
Exons: 4
Coding region: 125-643 (172 amino acids)
Biological process (GO): adrenomedullin receptor signaling pathway; regulation of systemic arterial blood pressure; adenylate cyclase-activating G protein-coupled receptor signaling pathway
Cellular component (GO): extracellular region
Molecular function (GO): hormone activity; adrenomedullin receptor binding
Source: RefSeq, a predicted model, not a curated record